Molecule: messenger RNA, 855 nt
Organism: Echinostoma caproni
Lineage: Eukaryota; Metazoa; Platyhelminthes; Trematoda; Plagiorchiida; Echinostomatidae
Source: the annotation of a GenBank genome assembly
AUGUUAUGGGUAAAUUCGGUUCAUCCUAAUACACGCACACCACUUUUUUGUUCUUUGGAACAAACAAAACCCCUCCAAUAUGUUCAGGUAUCCGAUGUUGUUGUGGAACCCUACAAUGCAGUUCUGGCCAAUCAUCAACUGAUCGAACUGUCCGAUGAGACAUUUGUGAUCGAUAAUGAAGCGUUAUACGACAUUUGUUAUAGAACCUUGAGACUGAGCAAUCCAACUUACGGGGAUUUGAAUCAUCUGGUCAGUGCAACCAUGUCUGGUGUGACCACAUGUUUCCGAUUCCCCGGACAAUUGAAUGCGGAUCUGCGCAAACUGGGCACUAAUUUGAUCCCGUUUCCCCGAUUACACUUCUUUAUCCCCGGAUUCGCACCGCUCACUUCGCGACACGCCCAAGCCUACCGAUCGUACACGGUACAUGAUCUGACACAACAAAUGUUUGACGUGCGAAAUCUGAUGGCCGCAUGUGAUCCGAGACGAGGUAAAUAUCUCACGGUGGCAACUCUGUUUCGUGGUCGUGUCUCGAUCAAGGAGGUUGAUGAGGAGAUGUUGAAUAUCCAGAACAAGAAUUCCGCCCACUUUGUGGACUGGAUUCCGAGUAAUAUCAAGACUGCAGUGUGUGAUAUACCGCCCCGAGGAAUGCGUACCGCGGUCACAUUUAUCGGCAAUAGUACAGCUAUCCAGGAAAUUUUCCGUCGAAUCGGGGAGCAAUAUUCCGCUAUGUUUCGACGUAAAGCAUUUGUGCACUGGUUCACCGCGGAAGGAAUGGAUGAGGCCGAAUUCAUGGAGGCUGAAUCAAAUCUGAAUGAUCUAAUCAAUGAGUAUCAGCAAUUUCAGGACAUUGUUUGA